GUUCACAUCACGCAUGCGACACGAGAAGAUUGUUCGCGUCUAUCAUUGGCGGGCAGUACAGAACGAAUGUGGAUAGCCUAGCAUAUUUGGUUGUCUCAAUGCCACUAUGCACCGUGUUGCUAUGCCCACGUCUUUGGCAUUGACAACCAAUCCCAUAUAAAUGUCCGCUUGUACCUCUGGACCGUGCAUUCAAGCCUGACCCUCGACUACUCAGAACAUCCCUCACAACUAUGGAAGACUUUUUGGACGGAGAGAGGCGAGAACAGCUCGUGGCGUUCAGCAUCCCGGACACGAAGAUGGAUCCCGAGCAUGUCCCGGCUGAAAUAUGGCAGGAGAUCUUCUCCCUUGUCCCUUGCUCCUCCGACAUCCUCAGUAUCAUGCUGGCUUCGAAGCGAUUCCAUAUACUAGCCCUCCGUGCUCUUCAUCGCACCGUCGUCUGGCGAACUCCUACGGACGUCAUCAGCAGUCUCCCCAUGUGGGAAGACCACCCUGGAUUGCACCUCAGCGUACAGAGACUUAACUUCUCUGUCGCUACACCUCUUUCAUACUCUGCACCGUCUCGCGGAGGUGAUUUUCUGGCGGACGAGGACACAUUCGAUGAAAACGGCCAUCGACACAACCACCUCACAACUGCUGCGUACUCAGAUAUGGUCGCGCGUAUGCUCUCGUUCAAGCGGUUGACCAGCCUAACCUUCACCAAGCUACAACUGGGCUACAGACAUUUCGAGCUCAUCUACAAUCUUCCCGUGUUGCAGACCCUCCGCAUCGAGUCGUGCGGGGUGCAGCUCGGUAGAUUCCUUAAUGUCUUCGACCCGCUCACCUUACCCAUCACCGAUCUCACGAUGCGGAACCUUCGCCGCUUGUAUCAUGAAUUCAUCGGGGACGGGACGAUGGGCGAUAAUGCAUACGCCCUACUCAAUCUCGCCCGCGCGCCCAACCUGCACACACUCACGGUCGAUGCUUCUGCUGAAGUGUUCAAAUUCAUCUUUGGACCUGGCGACGCUGUUGCUGGUCCGCAGGCAGGCGUCUGGGUCGUCGGGCAGCUGGGGCCUGGUCCAGGACAUCCGCCGCCACCUCACCUGCGGCGCCUGUUCAUCAAGCGCAAGCACCAAGUGGGGCGCCCUCAGCAGCAGCCCCCGCAGCAGCCUCCCGCCAUGGUAGCCGCCCCGCAUCUGCCCCCGGGCAUGCACAUGUGGCACGUUGGUAACCUGCAAGGCCACAUACACGGACAUGCAUACGGUGUUGGCGACUUCCCAGAGGCGGCGCUCUUCUCGUUCCUCCAGCGCUGCCCGACUCUAACGGCAUACUCGACCUACCACUGCGCCACACAGAACGCACAGCUGCCCACGGGGGUGCUACCGAACCUGCAGGAUUAUGCUGGCCCCGUGGGCACCCUGCUCGGCGUCGUGGGCAACGGGCGCCCGAUCAAGUCGCUGAGGCUGACGAACUGCACAGGCCCGGAGGCGGCUGCACAGGCAGAGCGCAAUGCCGCGCGGAACCCGGGGAUGCCAAAUGCUGUGGGCGGGCAGAGAGAGGGUCUGCCCGCGUUGGCAUCGGUGGUGGAUUUGCUGCGUGAUCUGGAGGGACUCGAUGUCGAGUUCGCUGCGUGGGACGACGAGAUCAUGCAUGCCGUUGUGGGAUUCUUCCCUGAGUUGCGAACCCUCAAGAUCACGUAUGAGAUCGGUGGUCCGACGGAGACAGCCCUCGUUGCGAUGGGACCAGAACUACUCACCCGCCUCCCUCAUCUGCACACACUGCAUCUCUACGUACGUCCGACGCUGACCGCAGCCGUGCGUAGUGUCGACUACGACAGCGACGACGAAGUCGAGCGCGCGCUGCGGCAUCCGUUGUGUCUGUUCGACGACACGUUCGAAUCGUUCGAGGAUGAGCUACGGGAGCUCGUCAUCCCGUGGAACAGGUACUGCCCGGCGCUCCGCGAGGUGCAGCUGACAGCCGAGUUCAAGCUCCUGCGAGGUUAUGAGGGUGGGAGAUGGAACCUACAGCGCAUCGGGAAGGGCGAAUUCGCGUAAGACAUGCGUCUUGAGAUUAUUGGAUCUGGCCUCAAAAGACCUCUUGCUGGGUCGUGUACUUGUAUCGGACAUUCUGUUUUCAAUGCGUGUAGCCCGAUGCUGGCAGCUUCUGCAACUUCGUGAAGAAAGACCAAGUCAACACAUGAUGCUACGUCUAUCUAGCUUAUGCAUCCUGUUGCUACAACGAGCGGGCUUCUCCUUCACCGGCCAACUUCGCAACGAUCGACUACGGGGUCAUCGCCGUUGGUG
Messenger RNA from Rhodofomes roseus, 2279 nucleotides. RefSeq lists its product as uncharacterized. The record is from RefSeq and is a predicted model, not a curated record. The coding region runs from base 231 to 2030 and encodes 599 amino acids. The transcript has 2 exons. Lineage: Eukaryota; Fungi; Basidiomycota; Agaricomycetes; Polyporales; Fomitopsidaceae.